This is a messenger RNA of Suncus etruscus (white-toothed pygmy shrew), 1600 nucleotides long. RefSeq names its product galactose-3-O-sulfotransferase 1 (gene GAL3ST1). Gene Ontology annotation, biological process: myelination; galactosylceramide biosynthetic process. Gene Ontology annotation, cellular component: membrane. The transcript is spliced from 3 exons. NCBI's taxonomy places the organism in Eukaryota, Metazoa, Chordata, Mammalia, Eulipotyphla, Soricidae. Gene Ontology annotation, molecular function: galactosylceramide sulfotransferase activity. The record is from RefSeq and is a predicted model, not a curated record. The coding region runs from base 90 to 1358 and encodes 422 amino acids.
CCGCCUAGUAAGCGCCCGGGCGGCGCGGCCCCAGGGCCGAGCCAGCCACGCCAAACCAAGCCAGAGAACAACGGGACAAGGUGUCUGCGAUGCCGCUGCAGAAGAAGCUCUGGAAGUCCAUGGCCAAGGGCUUGGUGCUGGGUGCGCUCUUCACCACCUUCCUGCUUCUGCUCUACUCCUACGUGGUGCCCCCGCUGCAUGCCAGUCCUGCCUCCACGACCCUGGAGGGCACAGCGCCCUGCUCCCCUCCCUGGGUUGAGCCGGAACCCACGCUUCUGGCCAAUGGCUCCUCUCCUGGGUGCCAGCCACGGCGCGACAUCGUCUUCAUGAAGACUCACAAGACAGGCAGCAGCACGCUCCUCAACAUCCUGUUCCGUUUCGGCCAGAAGCACAGGCUCAAGUUCGCCUUCCCCAAUGGCCGCAACGACUUCGACUACCCGGCCUUCUUCACCCGCAGCCUGGUCCAGGACUACCGGCCCGGGGCCUGCUUCAACAUCAUCUGCAACCACAUGCGCUUCCACUACAACGAAGUGCGGAGCCUGGUGCCGCCCAACGCCACCUUCAUCACCGUGCUCCGCGACCCCGCCCGCCACUUCGAGUCCACUUUCCACUACUUCGGCGCCGUGGUGCCCUUCACAUGGAAGCUGUCGGGCCCUGACAAGCUGGCCGAGUUCCUGCAGGAUCCUCCUCGCUACUAUGACCCCGACGGCUACAACGCCUACUACCUCCACAACCUGCUCUUCUUCGACCUGGGCUACGACAGCGAGCUGGCCCCGGACAGCCCGCAGGUGCAGGAGCACAUCCUGGAGGUGGAGCGCCGCUUCCACCUGGUGCUGCUGCAGGAGUACUUCGACGAGUCGCUGGUGCUGCUCAAGGAGCUGCUGUGCUGGGAGCUGGAGGACGUGCUGUACUUCAAGCUCAACGCCCGCCGCGCCUCGUCCGUGCCUCGCCUCUCGGACGAGCUGUACCAGCGAGCCACCUCCUGGAACGCGCUGGACUCGCGCCUCUACCGCCACUUCAACGCCAGCUUCUGGCGCAAGGUGGAGGCCUUCGGCCACCGGCGCAUGGCCCGCGAGGUGGCCGCCCUGCGGAGCGCCAACGAGCACAUGCGCAGCAUCUGCAUCGACGGCGGCCGCGCGGUGGACGCCGAGGCCAUUCAGGACUCGGCCAUGCAGCCCUGGCAGCCCCUGGGCGCCAAGUCCAUCCUGGGCUACAACCUCAAGAAGAGCAUCGCAAGGCGGCACAGGCAGCUCUGCCGCCGCAUGCUCACGCCCGAGAUCCAGUACCUGACGGACUUGGGCGUCAACCUCUGGGUCACCAAGCUCUGGAAGCUCAUCAGGGACUUUCUGCAGUGGUGACCGACCUCCUGUCCACUUAGCUUCCCCGCCCCCCCUGCCCCCCGACAAUACCGCCUGCUCUCUUGAGAAGGCACCUGGCAGGAACCUCCUGGUCUCCCCCCCAAACCUCUCCUGGUGCUACCCCAUCCCCCGGGGUGAGGGGGGCUGCCUUAGUAAUGUAGCUGGCCAGGAAUGGACUCAUUUCCCCAUCAACCCCCUGCCCCCCCCACAGGGCCCAAGAUCAGUAUUCGGCUAAUUGUAUU